AUGGUGUCGGGGUUUGUGGUAUGGUGUCGGGGUUGUGGUAUGGUGUUGGGGUUGCGGUAUGUGUCGGGAUUGUGGUAUGGUGUCCGGGGUUGUGGUAUGGUGUUGGGGUUGCGGUAUGGUGUCGGGGUGUGUAUGGUGUCGGGGUUUGCGGUAUGGUGUCGGGGUUGUGGUAUGGUGUCCGGGUUGUGGUAUGUGUUGGGGUUGCGGUAUGGGGUCGGAAGUUAUGGUAUGGUGUCGGGUUGUGGUAUGGUGUUGGGUUGGGUAUGGUGUCGGGGUUGUGGUAUGGUGUCGGGGUUGUGGUGUGGUGUUGGGUUGCGGUAUGGUGUCGGGGUUUUUGGUAUGGUGUCGGGGUUGUGGUAUGGUGUUGGGGUUGCGGUAUGGUGUCGGGGUUGUGGUAUGGUGUCGGGGUUAUGGUAUGGUGCCGGGGUUGUGGUAUGGUGUCGGGUAUGGUGUCGGGGUUGUGGGUAUGGUGUCGGGGUUGUGGUAUGGCGUCGGGGGUUGCGGUAUGGUGUCGGGGUUGUGGGUAUGGUGUCGGGGUUGUGGAUGGUGUCGGGGUUGCGGUAUGGUGUCGGGGUUGCGGUAUGGUGUCGGGUUGGUAUGGUGUCGGGGUUCGGUAUGGUGUCGGGGUUGGUAUGGUGUCGGGGUUGCGGUAUGGUGUCGGGGUUGCGGUAUGGGUGUGGUUGUGGUAUGGGUGUCGGGGUUGUGGUAUGGAUUCGGGGUUGUGGUAGGUGUCGUGGUUGUGGUAUGGUGCCAGGGUUGCGGUAUGGUGUCGUGGUUGUGGUAUAG
This is a messenger RNA of Penaeus vannamei (Pacific white shrimp), 786 nucleotides long. Lineage: Eukaryota; Metazoa; Arthropoda; Malacostraca; Decapoda; Penaeidae. The record is from RefSeq and is a predicted model, not a curated record.